GUGGCCACUACAUACUGUAUAAAAACAGUAGCGUGAGGACAGUGAAAGGAAGCCACCAAGCGUCUUUCUUUGCACGAGCAACAUGAUUCUGUGGACAACAUGGCCUCUCCUUAUAGGCGCACUACUCUCAAUUCAAGGUGGCUCCAAAGCUCAGGAGUGCGGAAUGGCGCCGUUAAACACGAAGAUAGUCGGGGGUGUGAAUGCCUUGGCGGGCUCGUGGCCUUGGCAAGUCAGCGUUCACUAUAGGGGGUUUCACAUUUGCGGAGGGACCGUGAUCAGCAGGGACUGGGUGCUCUCGGCAGCCCACUGCAUUCUAAGUGCUGGAAUUUCUCCAUGGACACUGUACUUUGGAAAGCUGACUCAGAGUGGUCCAAACCCUAAUGAGGUCUCACGCACAGUGGCUCAGGUCAUCGUUCAUCCUGACUACAACAACAGUACCUUUCAAAAUGACAUUGCCCUCUUCAGGCUGAGAAGUCCCAUCACUUACACUAACUACAUCCAACCUGUCUGUAUGGCGAGCAACACCAGUCAGUUCCACAGUGCCACAAAGUGCUGGGGCACAGGCUGGGGCAGGCUGGGGAGUGAUCAGCCAGAUGUAGGGUAUGACAUACUGCAAGAAGUUGAGAUUCCAGUGGUUGGAAACAAGCAAUGUGCCUGCAACUACAAUUUGGUGCCACAUAACAUUACCAGCAGCAUGCUGUGUGCCGGGGAGGAGGGCAGAGGAAUAUGCCAGGGUGAUUCUGGUGGACCUUUGCAAUGUAAACAAGGCUCAAGAUGGAUCCAGGCAGGCAUUGUCAGUUUUGGCGUACCCUGCGCCAACAAAGGAUUCCCGGAAGUCUUUGCCCGUGUGUCGUAUUUUCAGAGCUGGAUCACAGCGCAAGUGUCAGGGGCAAACAUUAACUUUGUGACCCACACCCAAACUGGUAACGACACAGACAGCAACUUUGUGUGCGAAGACAACUCUGCAACCAAAGCAAGUCUUUCAGGAUUUAGUCUCUUGCUCCUCCUGCUGUUUGCUCAGGCGCUGUAACCAACGGCAACUUGUCUUUGUACUCCACAAUUUAGCACUUGAUCAUAUGGCAAAAAAGUUUACAGUACAUUAAAAUGAUAGAUUUAUGAUUUGAA
Molecule: messenger RNA, 1125 nt
Organism: Nerophis ophidion (straightnose pipefish)
Lineage: Eukaryota; Metazoa; Chordata; Actinopteri; Syngnathiformes; Syngnathidae
Exons: 6
Coding region: 83-1030 (315 amino acids)
Biological process (GO): proteolysis
Molecular function (GO): serine-type endopeptidase activity
Source: RefSeq, a predicted model, not a curated record